Diaporthe amygdali is the source of this 1827-nucleotide messenger RNA. RefSeq lists its product as uncharacterized. The coding region runs from base 1 to 1827 and encodes 608 amino acids. Lineage: Eukaryota; Fungi; Ascomycota; Sordariomycetes; Diaporthales; Diaporthaceae. The record is from RefSeq and is a predicted model, not a curated record. Gene Ontology annotation, biological process: silent mating-type cassette heterochromatin formation. The transcript is spliced from 2 exons. Gene Ontology annotation, cellular component: SHREC complex; rDNA heterochromatin.
AUGGCAGCAGCCGGGGCCGGGACUGCGGCUAGCCCCAGGGCGGCUCGCCAAGUCCACGUUGGUCGCUCAGAUGGUCGCGUCUACACAACCCAAGAGAUCACCUCCAAGAGGAAGACGGCCGCAAACCAGAUUGGGGAGCCGAUCCCCGAGGACUGGUCCCAGAUCGCGGAUGCUGAGAGUCGGGGCAAGAUGAUUCAAUGGAAGGUAGUGAUAGGAACUGGCCUGUCAGAAGAGCUGGCCUGGCCCAAGGACUCUCAAUAUCAGCUGCUAUUCCCGGAAAGUUACUGCCUAAGAUGGCACAACUCUGGCGGCCCAAAGAAAGAGGCCUGUAUCUACGGUCAUCCGCAGGACUGCUCAGAAGAGUUCCUAUACAAGCAUCCACACGAGUUCAUCCCACACGUUUUGUGGCUUCUCAGCGACUCUCAAGACCACAAGGACUGCCCUUGCCAGCCAUGCCAUAUCGCAACAGGCAGGAAGUGGCCUCAGUCUCUCAAGGCCAAGUACGAGAAAAAGGCAGCGGCUUUGGCAGCACCAGGCCCGGAGACAAAACCCAAGAAAGCUGCGACAAAAUCUGCCGCAGCGAAGAAGAAGGCUGCGGCAGCCACUCCGGUCUCCCAGACCUCCACUCCAGAAGUCACGAACAAGGCACUGAAGGAGCCCGCCGUGCCUCCAAAGACAGCAAAGAAAUCUGCUACCCCUAAGACAUCGGCCCCAGCCACGGCUCCAGCACCGGUCACGGCCCCAGCACCAGUCUCAGCCCCAGCCCCGGCCCCAGCCCCGUCUGUGCAGCCAGCGCCCGCGAAUGCCGCACCGCAUCCAUCAAUCAACAAUGAACCGACCUUGUUCCGCCGCGGUGAGAUGGUGUGGUUCCAGCAGGGGCCAGCAUGGAGGAUCGGGGUCAUCAGACAAGUCGGCACAGGGCAGAUACCCGGCUACGCCGUUAUACCCCUUGCGCACUCUGUUCUCAACUUAGCGGAUGUGCCAAAGCAGCAACAGGAAAUGCGGCCAUUUCUCACCUUCAGCGUGCCAGCCAUUUCGCUUCCAGAUUUGCAGCACAAGACCUUCCCCCAGGUCGACUGGCAAGCUCUCCUGCAAAUGAAUGCCCAACGGCCCGAGUUCAUCGGCCUUGAGGCGUCUAAGAUGGCGGCACUAGAAAUCGACGGCUCUUGGUCAACAUUCAACCGGCUGAACAUGGGCCCCAAGCAGCCUCCCAAUAAGACUAUGUACGGCGGAGUCUUCCUGGGUGCCGAGAUGAUCCGCCUGGGAGACCCGAUCCGCCACAGGGAGAAGAGCCACGGCAUAAUGGAAGUAACCGAAAUUACCGUAACGACAGCCACCUCCGUGCCCAACCCAGCCGACCCACCGAACACGAUGCCGGCGACGACAUACACGCUCAGCUUCCGCGGCAUCGAGUACGAGGCGUCGCUUGUCGCCGAGAAGGCGGCCCUCGGGCCGCAGCCCCAGGGCGCCAUCUUCGUCAGGGACAGCGCGUUCCGCACCGCCGCGGCCAAGGCGACGGGCGCCAAGCAGAAGUGCGUGUGGACGAUACAGUCGUGGGACACGGUCUGGGCGGAGCGGGAUGUCGGCGGCAGGCUGUACGUCACGAACGAGCUCAUCGGCGUGACGCAGGGGCCCCAGGCCGCCGAGACGGCCGUCACGACGGGCGCGUUUAGCGAGGCGACCGCGUACCUGAACAACCGGAUGCAGAACGCGGCCUCUAAGGACUUUGGAAGGAAGAUCAACCGCCGCACGACAGUCGGGUCUGCGGUUGCGCCGGGACAGCCUUUGAUAUUUGGGGAGGGCGUUAUUGAGGACGGUGUAGAGUAG